CGCUCUAUGAUCUCUCCCUCUUUAACGGAUCUCUUACCUUCAUGUAGCGUUGUGUGCUGGUGCCCACGUUGCGUGCAGCUGGCAGUGCAGUGGUGGUAGCCCAGACGCGAGGCACCAGCUUCGCGUCAGCCUGUGCCAAGGCUGCGGGCAAGUACGAGGUGGAUACCAUCCAGAAGGACGGCAGUGUACAGACCGAGAUCGUCGAGGUGGAAGCUGUGGGCUCCUUGGGAGACGCUGAGGGCCGUGCAGCUUUCAUGCAGCUACCGUCCAAGCUAUCCAAGCUCAAGUUCAUCGGCUUCGGUGUCACAGAGAGCGGUAUCGUCAAAGGUGGACCGGCCAUCGUGGACCUCACCGAGCUGCUCUACAACUGCUUCACAACGCAACCCAACAACAUCAUCUCGGUGAUUAAUACUGACAAUCUACCCAAGAACGGAGAUACUAUCAAGAGCUUGGUGCUGGGAACGGAAUGGAAGGGCCAGCCCAGUGAUCUGGUUCCGUUCCGAGCCUAUGUGGAGUCCAACGUGCAUCUCCACAACACGAUGGUAGACCGCUUAACGUCCCACCGAGCUGGUGACUCGCUGGUGCCGUUAACGGAGCCUUGGCCGACCAAAACACUGGUGAUCGAAGAUCUCAACGGCGUCUUGGAUGCCAAAAAGCUGAGUUCUCUACCGGGUGUACACAUCCGUACAACUGCGGGUCAAUUGGAGCAAGAUCACCUACUGAAACUGAGUAUCGCUAAUGCAGUACACACUGCUAUGGUGUAUCUGUUGGCCCUCACACGCGUGAAGACCACGUGCGAUGUAUUGAAGUAUCCGGAGAUCCGUCAGUACCUAGAUCUCCUGUACGCCAAGGACAUCGCGCCAUCACUCGAGCUGCGUGGUAUCAGUAAACAGGAGGUUCAACACACAUACGACGAGUGGAUGGCUCGUGUGGAGCACAAACACUUUGGCCUUGACAACUUCUGGGUCGGUCAGAAUGCCAUGCUCAAGUACGGGGUCAGACUAUUCAGCAAUGUGGAAGCCAAUGUGACUAAAGAUAAGAAUUACCGUCCUAGUGUGUUCAUGGCAUUCGCGACGGCUUUGAUCUUGCGAUACCUGACCCCAACUCAGGCUGACUCGAGGAAGGAGGACGGUAGUGGAGAGAUUUUCGUUGGUGCAAUGGACUCGAUCCAAGACCGUACGCCAAUCUACUCUACGACUGAGAAAACGUGGGUGUAUGCCAAUGGAUUGAGCGCAAAUAUCUCCACUGGCAAGUACGAGUUCUUGGAUGGUGAAGAAGGCCACACUGCUAAGCUUCUCUGGAAGAUUAGUCAGAAGGUAUUUGGUGCUAGUAAGAGCAGCAGCAACGACUUCCCCAAGUCUGCUCGUGCUGAGUCUUCGUCCGAGGUUUCCAGUGGUGUAGGCGUGGCUGUUGCUACUAGUAAGAGCAGCAGCAACGACUUCCCCAAGUCUGCUCGUGCUGAGUCGUCGUCUGAGGUUUCCAGUGGUGUAGGCGUGGCUGUUGCUAGUGUGCUCAGCUCCGUCAAGGGCUUCGACCUCACCAACGACGCGUACGCUUCCUUCGCUGCUGACGUCGCCGCUCUCUACCAACGUCUCGUGUCUGGCAAGCAGACAGCGCUGGAAACUCUUGAAGACGUGCUGCGUAACCACCACACUAGCGAGUAUCUCGCUACCAAGGAAGAAGUCGCCACUUUUGUGCGUGAAGCUGUCGCGAGUGUCCAGAUCAUCGACGUGCACACGCAUCUGUUCCCUCCGAGUCAUGGCAAACUCAUGCUCUGGGGAAUCAACGAACUCCUGACCUACCACUACCUCGUGGCUGAGUUCUUACAGACUGCACACAUGCAAGAGCUGACACGCAUGCGUAUCGAGAUCCUGGGCACGGCGUUCACGAGUCAGCACUCGGACGCGCGUGUGCUGGACCAGCUCAUCUACAAGUGGAGCCACUCGCGCGACGUGAUCGGCGAGGUGUUGGUGGACAUGUACGAGAAGCUGUUCGCCACGGGCUGGAAGGUGUCCAAGAGCGACAUCGAACGCGACGUGCAGCGGCUGUUCGGUCAGAGUUACGAGGAGUUCAUGGACAAGGAGAUGUAA
Molecule: messenger RNA, 2090 nt
Organism: Phytophthora nicotianae INRA-310
Lineage: Eukaryota; Oomycota; Peronosporomycetes; Peronosporales; Peronosporaceae
Exons: 4
Coding region: 255-2090 (611 amino acids)
Molecular function (GO): oxidoreductase activity, acting on the CH-OH group of donors, NAD or NADP as acceptor
Source: RefSeq, a predicted model, not a curated record